Molecule: messenger RNA, 1278 nt
Organism: Cylicocyclus nassatus
Lineage: Eukaryota; Metazoa; Nematoda; Chromadorea; Rhabditida; Strongylidae
Source: the annotation of a GenBank genome assembly
AUGUUCUCCUUGUUACGGAGUACAGCUGCAUCUUCAUGUAGCUGCAUAAUCUCCAACGACCUGCUCCGACCAGUGGUCGGCGAAUUUGCGCAACAUAGAGGCAGGAAGCGCGCAUUGAAGCAAACGAUUACUCGUCAGCAGAAGCUGGAGCGGCGUUUGAAAAGGGAAGAAAGAGAAGCGGCAAGGAAGCAAUACACAUUCAUGGAAAGAAUAAAUAUUCGGAGGAUGAAGAACUUACUAUCACCAUCACAGCAGUUUCCUGGUCGACUGAAUCGAGAUGAUGAAGCUGCUUUACCAGACAAACCAUUGACUAACAUAUUCAUUAGGAGUAAGGUCAAGACUCAGUUCUAUUCUGUCGCUGAAGCCCUUGCUGGACAUCGUGAACUGCAACAGCCGGCUAUAUAUAAUCAUCCCAAUGCGCCAUUAAGACUGCGAUUGGAGUUGAAUAUGCAGACAGAAAGACAGACCAAGAUGGUAACAAACUCAGACGAAAUCGUGCCAGUGCCUUUUCCUUUCAAACACAAUGAAAAACGUACCAUAUUGGCUUUUGUCAACGAUCCAAAACUUCAAGAAGUCGCCGUUGAGUCCGGAGCUGAAAUAGCUCUUGGUCAGGAUGUAGUUAAAAAGAUCAUCAAAGGCCAAUUCCGAACUGAUGAUUAUGAUUUCUGCGUUGCUCAUACCGACAUGGCUUCCUACAUUCUACCUCUGAGGGGGAUACUGAGGACCAAGUUCCCUACUAGAUCUAAUGGUGGUCUUGGAGAAGACUUACCGGACCUUGUGCAUAAGUUCAAGAGCGGUGUCAAGCUUUCUAUCAAGGGCGAUCCUGUUUAUCCCAUCUGGGGUUUGUGCGACGCUGUUGUUGGCAGACUCGAUAUGGCAGAUAGUGAGGUCGAAGCAAAUAUUGCUGCUGUCAUAAAGGCUGCAUGUACACAUAGGAAUCCCGCUCUAGGACCUUUCAUAAAUAGAGCACUCCUCAUGACCAUACCCGGCGAAGAACACUAUGCUCUGAAUAUUGACGCUUGGUUACCUGUUCCAUCAGAAGAAGAACUCGAAAAGCUGGAGAAGCGCCGUAACAAAAAAGCUGCGAAGAAAAAGGAGGAGAAGAAGACAGAGGAAAUCGAUGAACCCCUACUGGCUGGUGUUUGACUUUAGGAGCUAUAGUAGUAGAUGUACAUUAGGCAGACUAUGCAAUUAUGUAAUCUUAUUGAUUCAUCGAGAAUUUUUGGUAUGUAUGCUGUUGUUAUGUUCAAAUGCUACACAUAAACAGUUUUUUUUACG